Messenger RNA from Gekko japonicus, 862 nucleotides. RefSeq names its product phospholamban (gene PLN). The transcript is spliced from 2 exons. Gene Ontology annotation, molecular function: ATPase inhibitor activity. The record is from RefSeq and is a predicted model, not a curated record. NCBI's taxonomy places the organism in Eukaryota, Metazoa, Chordata, Lepidosauria, Squamata, Gekkonidae. Bases 209 to 367 code for a protein of 52 amino acids. Gene Ontology annotation, biological process: negative regulation of ATPase-coupled calcium transmembrane transporter activity; negative regulation of heart rate; negative regulation of calcium ion import into sarcoplasmic reticulum. Gene Ontology annotation, cellular component: sarcoplasmic reticulum; membrane.
CCUCCACCAACUUCACUUGUUCCCACAAACCGGGUGACGGAGACGCCUUACAGUUUUCCACAGCAAAUCAGCAUAUAAUUCAGUAAUUACUGGCAGCUGAGCUCCACAAAGGUUCUUAAAAACAAAAAAGAGAGAAGAUACUAAGCACUUUAUACUUUGCUUCUUAAAAAUCUGCAUCACUUCCUUAAAUUUCUGCUUUCCUGUUGCCAUGGAGAAGGUCCAGUACAUAACCCGCUCCGCUAUGAGGAGAGCCUCCACUAUUGAGGUGAACCCACAAACACGUCAAAGGCUUCAGGAGCUUUUUGUAAAUUUCUGUCUUAUCUUAAUAUGCCUCUUGCUUAUCUGCAUCAUUGUGAUGCUUCUCUGAAGUCCAGCUUCUUUGAUUGAUCUUCACACCGCUAUACAAUGAGAAAGGCACGUCCAGAGGAGGAAAGGAAUCAAGAAACUUCCCGCACAAGGAAAACUUGCAAGAAGGUCCAGCAUUUGGACUAAGUGAUUUCUCAACAGCUGCACUGUUCACUGUUAGCCAUCAUUACAAUGUUAAAUGCACCUGUGUUGAACUGUAUUUCAAACCUUCCAUCACAAGGCUAUGCAUGAGCUACCUAUUUACCCUGCUUAAAAAACAGAACCUGAAGUCUUCUGUGAAUGUUGCACAGCAGUGGCUUUGGUUAACUGUGUGAAUGAAUUGAUGUUUCAGUACAAAGAGCUAUAAAAUGUCCAAUCUUGUAUCCUUGGUCCUAGAUGCUUCAUAUAUCACUACCAACCAUUCAAUCAUUCGGUUCUAUAUUUUUAAUAGUAAAUAACGGCCUCUAGAAAGAGGCUCUGGGCGGGUGCCCCGCCCUUGGACACUCAGUGUCAAUUU